GUGCGUGUGUACGUGUCAGAGAGUGAGUGCUCCAAGCAUGCGUGCAAGCAGCCCCAUCCUGUAGAUCUAGGUAUUGUGAGUUGAGUUAGUAUCUGUGAGCGGAAACCCCAACCUUCCACUUUUAGCCCGUGUCCCUUUCUGCAGAACAGACCAGCUAGCAGUCGUGGUGGUCGGAACAGAACAGUUACUUCCCCCGAAACAAAGACUCACAGCAUGUUAUUUAUGCCUGACCCAAAAAACUACAGACAGCGGGGUUGCGUCCUAAAUGGCAACUUAUUCCUUUCAUAGAGCCCUAUGGGCACCGGUCAAAAGUAGUGUCACCUUAUAGGAAAUGGGGUGCCGUUUGGGACGCAGAUGGGACCGAGCUCCACUGUUGAAGCAUCUAUUUCCAACUGAAGAAGUUUGUCUAUUUGGCUGUCUGCUUCGUACUCCUCCAUAUAGAUCAUAUCAUUCCUAUUCAUUAUAUCCUUCACUGCCCCAUAAUUGAUCUGGGAAAAAGGUCAUACGAUACGAAUAGUUCCUCCAACAUUUCGUGGACCUAAGUGUUCAUUUGUAUAGAUGCUGUAAGUGUCUCUGUCAGUCAGCCAGCUCGGUCUCCGCGUCAGGGGUUUUGAAAACCACGGGAUGCUACUGUGCAUUUCCCCUCCGUGCUGUGUGGUUCUUGAGCAAACAAAAAAACCCGACCUUCUGACUCCGAUAACACAGGAUAUGAUGUAUUCUAUUUCCUCUCAAUGGGUGUCUUCUCUUCAGGGGGUCUCAGAGAAAAGCAGAUAGCCUGCUAUCACUGUUAUCGUUAGAGAAUCAUUCUGUGAGUAAGGUCUAGACGUUGUCCAAGUCUAUUGUUGGGCAGUGCCAGUUUACUUUUUUUUUUGUGCAGUAUGUUAUGAAACAGAUGUAUCCUCACCAGGGGCCCUUUUUGAGAGGACAGCUAGGCUUAGACAAGUAGGUAGGUGGAGGUCUCUGUUUUUUUUUACAAGGACUUCUGACUCGUCACUGACAUCCUGUCUGUCUACAUGAACAAGGAGGAGUGUCUGGAUGACAUGAUGGCCUCCUUGAACAAUUCAACCACCCAAUUAUCCAACAUGGAGUUGGACCUACCUCAUUACCUCCUCAUCGGGGUGUCUCUGCUCACCGUCCUGGUUUUCAUAGUGAUGGGGACUCUGUGGCUCAAAAAGUAUCGUUCCCUGAAGAGGACCAUUCGGGACCUGCGAGGAGGAAGGCCUCUGGGAAAUGUACUUUCCACUCCAGACUCCCCGUUCCUCUCUCCUGCUUCCCCCAGCCCGCCCCCCGUCACCUUGACGACAGAGAAGCUGGGGAAGAAGGACCCUGAGGAGCAGACAUCACUACAGAGAAACAAUAACAGGGCUGUCACUAACAGACUGCUUUGGAGGCCACCACAACUGGUUCCCCGCUUCACCAAGUCAGACCUCAGUCUGCUGCAGCUCAUCAAGGCAGGGAAGGAGGGAGUCUUCUACAAGGCCAGGAUGACACGGGGAACCUGCAAGGGACACGGCAUGUUCACCUGCAAGAUCACCAAAGAGGGUGUGACCCCUAAGCGUAUCGAGAUGGAGGUAUCCAUUAUGAGGAAGCUGGUGCACCACAAGAACGUUCUCCAGCUGCUGGACUGGAACACCACUGAGGGUAAGAACAGACAGCACCUCCAGCUGCUGGACUGGAACACCACUGAGGGUAAGAACAGGCAGCACCUCCAACUGCUGGACUGGAACACCACUGAGGGUAAGAACAGACAGCACCUCCAACUGCUGGACUGGAACACCACUGAGGGUAAGAACAGGCAGCACCUCCAACUGCUGGACUGGAACACCACUGAGGGUAAGAACAGACAGCACCUCCAACUGAGGGACUGGAACACCACUGAGGGUAAGAACAGGCAGCACCUCCAACUGCUGGACUGGAACACCACUGAGGGUAAGAACAGGCAGCACCUCCAACUGCUGGACUGGAACACCACUGAGGAACCCUAUGUGUUGAUCAUGGAGUUUGUGAGCUACGGAACCCUGCGGAGCUUCCUUCAGACCCACAGAGACAAACUGACCUGUGACCCUGAGCUACAGAGCUUGCUCACCAUCGCAUCCUAUCACAUCGCACUGGCCAUGGAACACCUGCGAUCCAAAAUGGUGGUGCACUGUGACCUGGCCCUCAGGAACAUCAUGGUGAGCACGUUCCCCUGGGAGGUAAAGGUGUCAGAGUUUGGUCUGGCCAGAGACCUGACCCGCAUGAAGAGCCGCCGCAGCAGUCGCAGGAAACACCCAGGGGAACGUGUGCCCCUACGCUGGUACCCCCCUGAGUACUUCAGAAUCAACUAUUACAGCUUCAAGGGGGACGUGUGGGCAUUUGGCAUCGUGCUGUGGGAGAUACAGACAUUUGGCACCUUACCAUACCAUGACCUGGAGACAUCAGAGGCCGUCGUCUAUCACAUCUGUGCCGGUCACAAGAAUAAAGACCCCGAGGGCUGCAGGCCAGAGAUAUUGCAGAUAAUGCGAAACUGCUGGAUGGAACCCUACACUUCCAGGCCCUCCUUCUCAGACAUAGUGAGAAUCCUGGAGAACAUCAUGGAGAAUGAUUCAGAUUAUGUGGACGUGGGGAACCCAAGACUUCUAGGAACGGGAGAGACGGACAGCCACGACUCAACAAGCGUCAAACAGUACGUCUAGACGUUGACAACUCAGCUUUGCGAUGAUGCUGUAUCUAAACUGAUAGACUGUACAUAAGAUACCUGACAUUGAUAAUGACGUCAACAAUGUGAAGCUACUAUCUCAUGGUCACUUCAAAUCAUUUGAAAUUAGAUAUUCUGUUAAUUAUACAUUUUCUUAAUGCCGCUAUUGCCACUUUUAUGUAAAUAAACUUCAUAUUCUCCAACGAGGUACUACUCAAGAUGCAAGGUUCAGCAGAAGUCAAGUCAUUUAAGGGUCUUGCAUAUGCCUUGACCUCUGCUACUAUUUUCUGAUUUCUUGACACAUGGUUUCAUUCGUCAAGGCUAACCUGACACAUGUCAUCAAUUUGCUUUUUUGCCAAGUUUUCAACCAUUCUAGAAAAUUCUGAGGAAACCUUUUCCAGCUUUGGAUCCAAUUGGUUAAGGUGUGUUAUGACGACCUGCAAAACAAUGUGAUUGUAAAUUAAGACCGUAUUAUUCUGAAAAUACAGUAGGUACGUAUACUACAGUACAAGUAUAUGCAUGGAGUUGAGUGGGUGCUUGAUUCUGAUAUUUUUUCCACUACUUGAUCUUUUGACCUCGCAUCAGGGAUUUAUUCAUUCCGCAGAACUGUUACAAAACGUUUUGUCUAUUGCAAAAUGGAUUGCAAAACAUUUAGCAACAGAAAAGGUUUACUCCAAACGGAAAACGCUUUGCAACAAAAACUAGAAUUUCUAUUGGACAAAUUCAGGUAAGUCCCUCCCCGUUUCAUUCCGUUUGCGGUAAACAAUUUUCGUUGCAAGACGUAAUGAAUACACCCCAGAUAUUUUUCAGACCUGAUAUAAUUAGUCAAAAUACCAAUUAUUAGAAAAAGAAAAAAAAUCAGAAUUGGGCUGCCUGUGUAAACGCAGCCUAAAUACCCUCGUUGUCUUAUGUCCGAUAGACUGUAGAUACCGCCUGCACUGAUUGGUUGAGGGACAAUGAUGUACCCUAUGUAAUCUAUGGUUUCAAUUAUAUUUGGUUGCUAUGGUAAUAGGCAGCUGCAUAGUUAGCUAGUAAGUUAGCUACCUCGACAAGAUUGCUCCUCGGGGGAUCAUUUUAUAGGGAGCAAGUGUUGUCUUAAACUAUGUGUACAAUUAACGUCUUGCUGCAAAGAACUUAGGUCGCAGAUGUAAAUGAGAACUUGUUCUCAACUGGCCAAACUGGUUAAUAAAUGUGAAAUAAAUCAAAUAAACUAGGCCUACGGCAGCCAUUGUUGUUUGUUUACAUAUUCUGCAUCUUUCUGAACGCACCAAAGAUGGUGGAGAAAUGAAAAGUUCACUCAGACCGUUAACCAUUGAAAAAAAAAAUCAGUUCUGGUCUACUUAACUGGGUGUGUCUCCCAUAAGCACCAAUGCAAUAGCUGCUGGGUCUGGUCUACUUAGUUCAUUGACUUUCAUUGAACCAGAAACAAAACUGCGAGUGGGGUGUCUCGCUCCCUCUUCCGUCUCUGAUAAAUCGCACACGUACAUUGGCUUUGAUACUUUAAUUGGUCUCUGGCUCCCCCCUGUGGAUACACUUGAAGCUGUCGACAGUGUGCAGUAAGCUACACAGUUAAUAUACUAUAUAUGUAUUCUACAUGUGUGUGUGGUCUUCCAUUUGACUAUCAGUUCAUAGUUUUAUGACUAAGUUUUCAAUUCAAAGUCCAAUGAACGAAUUGGGUUGCACCUGUACAGCUGUAGCUACCGCAUACCUAGUGGACAUGUCCGGUAGACACAAUAGUUACCACAAGCACAAAGUCUAUAGGGGUUAUAUAUUUACAGGAAAACUAUUUAUAAA
This is a messenger RNA of Salvelinus fontinalis (brook trout), 4471 nucleotides long. RefSeq names its product fibroblast growth factor receptor homolog 1. The coding region runs from base 1014 to 2675 and encodes 553 amino acids. Lineage: Eukaryota; Metazoa; Chordata; Actinopteri; Salmoniformes; Salmonidae. Gene Ontology annotation, cellular component: membrane; signaling receptor complex. Gene Ontology annotation, molecular function: transmembrane receptor protein tyrosine kinase activity; non-membrane spanning protein tyrosine kinase activity; ATP binding. The transcript is spliced from 11 exons. The record is from RefSeq and is a predicted model, not a curated record. Gene Ontology annotation, biological process: intracellular signal transduction; multicellular organism development; positive regulation of kinase activity.